AUGAGACACGCCGGCUCGGGGGGCAGUAAAUCUUCGGAGCAUGUGGAUUUCCGUUGUCAUGCUUCGUUGCGUCCUCGCCCUGCGGACCAGCAGAGACAGACUCUUCUUGUUUCAUGCGUCUCUGUGGUGCCCAUUCCUACUUCCUACUUCGUGCAGAUAGCAGGUACCCUUUGCGGCGCUCGGCGUAUCGGGGGUUUUCUUUCGCAUCUCUCAGAAGUCAUUCACACACGACGGCGGCGAACCUUGACCGAGGAAUCCAUCGCCUUUGUCAGCUGCAACACGGCUUUAGUGCCGAUAGCUUCUGCUUCUAGCAAUCAAGUUACCAGUGAUUAA
Colletotrichum graminicola M1.001 is the source of this 333-nucleotide messenger RNA. RefSeq lists its product as uncharacterized. Lineage: Eukaryota; Fungi; Ascomycota; Sordariomycetes; Glomerellales; Glomerellaceae. Bases 1 to 333 code for a protein of 110 amino acids. The transcript has a single exon. The record is from RefSeq and is a predicted model, not a curated record.